CGUCUUUCGCCAGUUCUACACUACGGAUGAAAUGAAUCUGGGAAAAAGGCUUUAACCUGAAGACUACCGGCUUUAUCGAUUAUUUUCCAAGUUUUUAAAGAAAUCCUUGCACAGAAACCAUGAUUUUUGUGAAGUUCGUGUGUGCCGUGGUCACCAGAUUCUUUUUCAUCCUUCUCUCUCUCAUCGGAGUUUGGAGAGUGACUGAAGUGAAACAAAAUAAGUUGUAUUGGUUACUGACCAUCCUAUACCUGCCCCUCGUCGCUGAGAUGAUUUACACUCUGAAAAGAAGAAAAGGGAAAGAUUACAAAUGGUUUUCUCCAGCUAUCUUGCUGUUCCUUGUCAGUAUAAUACCAUCCAUCUGGAUUUUGGAACUGCACACCCAUCAAAAUAAAGUUAUAGAUCAAAAGUGUAAAAAAUUGGAUUCAUAUGAGAGCAUCAAGGAUAUUGUACCCAUUGGGAGCCGUGGAAAUUUAACAUUUCAGAACUCUACCCAGUUGUCUAAUCUGUGCGAUGAUGCCUGGACACUGGCGCUCCACCAAAUCCUGCUCAUUCUAUUGAUCAUAGGGAAGUGGCUGCUCCCGAUUGGAGCAGGCAUCACCCGGGAUGAGCUCUCACAGCUCCUGCUCAUCUUUGUCGGCAUAGCAGCGGACAUCCUCGAAUUCACUAGUGAAACUCUCUCGGACGUCAAGGACAACAACAAUUUGGUCUAUGCGAUUCUUGCAGUGUGGACAUGGAGUAUGCUACAAUUUCCUCUUCAUCUUGCAGUCUUGACAUCAAGGCCUGAGGACACUACUGAAGGGCAACCAGACUCCCUCCUGCAAAGGCACAGGACUGACAUUUGGUGCAUCGUGGAGAGCCUCUUCAUUCACGACGGCCCCUUCCUCGUGGUACGCCUGGUGGUGAUGACGUACUACAAAGUCAUCAAUCAGAUGCUGGCCUUCUUCGCCAUUAAAAACUUGCUGGUGGUAUCAUUACAGGUAUACCGCCUUCUAGUCAUCUAUCAAGACUACAGAUCUUCUGUGUACGGUCUGUAAAGGGAACCUUUGUUCGGGCUUGUAUGCAAAUCACAUUUUAACAAUACUCAAGUGUAGAGCAAGUUCAGUAUUACAAAUUAAGAUAUCCUCAUGAGCAUUAAUUAAGUACACAAAAAGAGGACUUAUUGACACAUUAACAGUGAUACUUCAUUAUUUACUGUUGACUCAUCUUAAUAGAAUUGUGAAGUUAUAUUGUAUAGCUUAAGACUGUUGUGGGGAGUGUUGAAAUUACAUGAUAUGUAGCCAAGACAGCUGUACUUUGUACAUAUCACUGUGAUUCAUCUAGUUAUAGUACGGCAAGAAAAAACAGUUCCAGGCUUAUAUUAAAUCUGAAGGUAGUGUGCCAUAACAGCUAUCCUUUAUAAUGCCUAGAAAUGGUGUUGCAAUUCAAGCCUGCUCUUCGUAUGUGUGCUGCAGAAGUCGAUAAUUCUACUUUAAAUCAACAUCAGGUUUUAAUUCACUGUACAGGCACUUGGCAGCUCUUCCAGAAUGAACUACACAGAGUACUCACUAUAUAAUCACAUCAAAUACUUUAUGUACUGUAAAGACACUACAGCAGAAGUGCACGACUCAAGUCCUGGAGGGCCACAAAGCUUCAUCAUUUUCAUUCCACAUGAGCCCUUAAUAACCUACCAUGAACUCAUUAUAAGUUGAAGCCAUUCCUUGGUCUUGAGAAGCUGGAGAUUAAAAGAGGCCUAUAAAAGGUGCUGGACAGCGGCCCUUGAGGACCGGAGUUGGGCCCGACUGCCAAUUAAACAUGGGUCAGUUAUUAAUUGUUGACAUGUUUGAUCUAAAUUCACUGGAACUGGUCACUGUGAUGUUGGUUAAUAGGUAUUUAUUAGGCAUCUGUUCCUCACAUAAUAAUGCCUCAUUAAUAUGAAAUCAGUUGAUAACUACUGUUGACCCUUGUCCAAUGUGGGGGUUAUGUUUCUCCAAAGCAACUCAUUAACAAAUUCACAUUAGAGAAACUUAAUACCUAAUGUGAUAAAUAGGGAUAUGUGAACAAAGUUACUCUUUAAUACCUUUAAUACCUACAUUUUAUAUAGCAAAAUACUCCACACAAAUAAAUUGUCCUGCCUAUACUUAACUGUUCAUGAAAAUAAUUUUAAAAUAUAGUACUGUAGCGCUCUUGGGUUCAUGUGGAUAUGUGCCCUCGCCACUGCCGCCUCAGGUCGGCCCCCCCACCAAUGGGGACUCGAACCCAGACCUCUGGCGUCACUCAACAGCUGCAGU
Molecule: messenger RNA, 2267 nt
Organism: Lepisosteus oculatus (spotted gar)
Lineage: Eukaryota; Metazoa; Chordata; Actinopteri; Semionotiformes; Lepisosteidae
Gene: tmem26b
Product: transmembrane protein 26b
Source: RefSeq, a predicted model, not a curated record